AGUCGAUUUUAUAUAAUCAAUUCAUUCAAAUUUAAAUUUUAUUAACGUAAACAUGUAAUUUUUAUGAAAGUAUUUGUGAAUUCACCGUGAUACUAACCAUGCACUUCCUCACUCUAGAAAGACUUUUGAAUGAAGGGUCAACGUUCACAGGUCAACUUGUUAGCAUGUGGGAUACUUCAUACUUUUCUAAGUCUUUGUUGCUUCUUAGUUGUAGUAAUAGAAAUUCAGGUUGGAAAUUGGAACACCCUUCAAAUUAGUACCAAGCUUGUGCUGAAAGUCUACAAAACAAGGCCAAGUAAGAAGUCGCAUUAAACUAAUGGAAUACCUUUAUGGAUUUGCAUCUGCUAUUUCGAGAGAUUUGGUGUGCGGUGUGAUAGGUCAAUUAAGUUAUCCGUGCUGCUUCAACAAUUUUGUUCAAGACCUUGCAAAAGAAGAAAGUAAUUUGGCUGCAAUAAGAGAUAGUGUCCAAGACCGCGUCACACGAGCCAAGAAGCAAACUAGAAAGACUGCUGAGGUUGUUGAGAAGUGGUUAAAGGAUGCUAACAUUGCCAUGGACAAUGUUGAUCAGUUACUACAAAUGGCAAAAUCAGAGAAGAACUCAUGUUUCGGGCACUGUCCAAAUUGGAUUUGGCGAUACAGCGUAGGCAGGAAGUUAUCAAAGAAAAAAAGGAACCUUAAAUUGUACAUUGAAGAAGGUAGACAGUAUAUAGAGAUCGAACGCCCUGCUUCACUUUCAGCAGGCUAUUUUUCUGCUGAAAGAUGUUGGGAGUUUGAUAGUAGAAAACCUGCUUAUGAAGAACUUAUGUGUGCUUUGAAAGAUGACGAUGUUACUAUGAUUGGAUUGUAUGGGAUGGGGGGUUGUGGUAAAACAAUGCUUGCAAUGGAAGUAGGCAAGAGGUGUGGUAAUCUUUUUGAUCAAGUGCUUUUUGUGCCUAUAUCUAGUACUGUAGAAGUGGAAAGGAUCCAAGAAAAAAUUGCAGGCUCUCUCGAAUUUGAAUUCCAAGAAAAAGACGAAAUGGACAGAUCAAAACGCUUAUGCAUGAGGUUAACACAAGAAGAUAGGGUUCUUGUGAUUCUGGACGACGUGUGGCAAAUGCUAGAUUUUGAUGCCAUAGGGAUUCCUUCUAUUGAACAUCAUAAAGGUUGCAAGAUUCUCAUUACCAGUAGAUCUGAAGCAGUUUGUACUUUGAUGGAUUGCCAGAAAAAAAUUCAGUUAUCAACACUAACCAACGAUGAAACGUGGGAUCUUUUCCAAAAGCAAGCACUGAUAUCUGAAGGAACUUGGAUUUCUAUAAAGAAUAUGGCUAGAGAAAUUUCAAAUGAAUGUAAAGGCUUGCCUGUCGCCACUGUAGCAGUGGCUAGCAGCUUGAAAGGCAAGGCUGAGGUGGAAUGGAAGGUGGCAUUGGAUAGAUUGAGAAGUUCAAAACCUGUUAAUAUUGAAAAAGGUUUGCAAAACCCGUACAAGUGCUUGCAACUAAGCUAUGAUAAUUUGGACACUGAAGAGGCCAAGUCACUUUUCUUGUUGUGUUCUGUAUUUCCUGAAGAUUGUGAAAUUCCUGUGGAGUUUUUAACUAGGUCUGCAAUCGGGCUUGGCAUAGUUGGAGAAGUUCACUCAUAUGAAGGGGCAAGGAACGAAGUAACUGUGGCUAAAAAUAAGCUCAUAAGUUCUUGUUUGUUGCUAGAUGUUAAUGAAGGAAAAUGUGUCAAAAUGCAUGACUUAGUUCGCAAUGUAGCCCAUUGGAUUGCGGAGAAUGAGAUCAAGUGUGCCUCAGAAAAGGAUAUUAUGACUUUGGAACAUACUUCAUUAAGAUAUCUAUGGUGUGAGAAAUUUCCAAAUAGUUUGGAUUGUUCCAAUCUUGACUUUUUACAGAUUCACACAUAUACACAGGUAUCAGAUGAAAUUUUCAAGGGAAUGAGAAUGCUUAGAGUUUUGUUUCUUUACAACAAGGGUCGGGAGAGAAGGCCAUUGUUGACUACAUCAUUAAAAUCAUUGACGAAUCUUCGUUGCAUACUCUUCAGUAAGUGGGAUUUAGUUGAUAUCUCAUUUGUGGGAGAUAUGAAGAAACUUGAAAGUAUUACAUUGUGUGAUUGUUCCUUCGUUGAAUUACCUGAUGUGGUUACACAAUUGACAAACUUAAGAUUGUUGGAUUUGUCAGAAUGUGGCAUGGAAAGGAAUCCGUUUGAAGUGAUUGCGAGACACACAGAGCUGGAAGAACUGUUCUUUGCUGACUGUAGAUCGAAAUGGGAAGUUGAAUUCUUAAAAGAGUUUAGUGUCCCCCAAGUGUUACAGAGGUAUCAAAUACAAUUAGGAAGCAUGUUUUCCGGUUUCCAGGACGAGUUUCUCAAUCAUCACAGAACUUUGUUUCUGAGUUAUUUGGAUACAUCUAAUGCCGCGAUCAAGGAUUUGGCCGAAAAGGCAGAGGUCUUGUGUAUAGCAGGUAUUGAGGGAGGUGCUAAAAAUAUUAUCCCUGACGUAUUUCAAAGUAUGAAUCAUUUAAAAGAGCUUCUGAUACGUGAUUCUAAGGGGAUAGAAUGUUUGGUUGACACUUGUCUGAUCGAGGUAGGAACUCUUUUCUUCUGCAAGUUGCAUUGGCUAAGGAUUGAGCACAUGAAGCAUUUGGGAGCUUUAUACAAUGGUCAAAUGCCUCUUAGUGGUCAUUUUGAGAAUCUAGAAGACCUAUAUAUAAGUCAUUGUCCAAAGCUAACACGUCUCUUCACACUUGCAGUUGCUCAAAAUCUGGCGCAACUGGAAAAAUUACAAGUAUUAUCUUGUCCUGAACUUCAGCAUAUACUAAUCGAUGAUGAUAGAGAUGAGAUAAGUGCAUAUGAUUACAGACUACUGUUGUUUCCAAAAUUAAAAAAGUUCCAUGUUAGAGAGUGUGGUGUGCUGGAAUACAUAAUCCCAAUCACUUUGGCUCAAGGCCUUGUACAAUUGGAGUGUUUGGAAAUUGUAUGUAAUGAGAAUUUGAAAUACGUAUUUGGUCAAAGCACACACAAUGAUGGUCAGAAUCAAAAUGAACUCAAGAUCAUCGAGCUUUCAGCCCUGGAAGAGCUUACUCUUGUUAACUUGCCAAAUAUCAAUAGCAUUUGUCCAGAAGAUUGUUAUCUAAUGUGGCCAUCCCUGCUUCAAUUCAAUUUGCAAAAUUGUGGAGAGUUUUUCAUGGUGUCUAUCAAUACUUGCAUGGCUUUACACAACAAUCCGAGAAUCAAUGAAGCUUCACACCAAACUUUGCAAAAUAUAACAGAAGUUCGAGUCAAUAACUGUGAGUUAGAAGGUAUCUUUCAGCUAGUAGGACUAACCAAUGAUGGAGAAAAAGAUCCACUGACAUCGUGUUUGGAAAUGUUGUAUUUGGAGAAUCUACCUCAGCUCAGGUAUUUAUGCAAGAGUAGCGUAGAAUCAACAAACCUCCUAUUCCAAAAUCUUCAACAAAUGGAGAUAAGUGGAUGUAGAAGAUUAAAAUGUAUCUUCUCAUCCUGUAUGGCAGGAGGGCUACCUCAAUUGAAAGCGCUAAAGAUAGAAAAGUGCAAUCAGCUCGAUCAAAUCGUUGAGGAUAUUGGCACUGCAUUUCCCUCAGGAUCAUUUGGUCUUCCCAGCCUUAUAAGGUUAACACUAAUAUCAUGUCCGAUGCUGGGUUCAUUGUUCAUAGCGUCCACUGCUAAAACCUUGACUUCAUUGGAAGAAUUGACAAUACAAGAUUGCCAUGGUUUAAAGCAAUUAGUAACUUAUGGAAGAGAUCAGAAAAAUAGACGGGGAGAAAUAGUUCAGGAUGAUCAUGACUUUCAGAGUUUUACAUCAAUGUUCCAAAGUUUGAAAAAGAUUAGUGUUAUGAGAUGUCAUCUGCUCAAGUGUAUAUUACCCAUUUCAUUUGCAAGAGGACUGGUAAAAUUGGAAGCUAUAGAAAUCACAGACACUCCUGAGUUGAAAUAUAUAUUUGGCCAUUGUUCCCAUCAAUAUCCAAACAAGUACCAAAUUGAGCUUCCGGUUUUGGGAAAAGUUGCACUCUACGAUAUACCAAAUAUGAUUGCCAUUUGUCCAGAAAACUACCAUGCAACAUGCUCGUCUUUGCAACUUCUUGUCAUGAACGAUGUUAGUCUAUCAAUGAAUAAUUUGAUGGUUGAUUCUGUAGCCACACACUCCGAUCUUAGUUCUGAUAAAACAGACGAAGGAGAAACAAGUAUGAGUAUUGAGAAGAAGUUAAUGUCUUUUAUUAUUGAGAACGGAUCAGAAAUUGAAGGCAUAUUUCAAAUGAAGGGAUUCCCAAGUGAGAAUGGACAACAAGUGAUAUCUUGGUUAGAAGACCUUAAGUGUGUCAAUUUGCCAAAGCUAAUGUAUAUAUGGAUGGGUGCCAAACAUAGUUUGAGCCUUCAACAUCUUCACAAAAUAAACAUUUGCAAUUGUCCAAAACUAAAGUCUAUCUUCUCCAUUUCUGUCUUGAGAGUCCUGCCUCUGUUGAAGAUCCUAGUGGUAGAACAGUGUGAUGAAUUGGAUCAAAUCAUUGAAGAUGACGCUGAAGAAAAUGAAAAUGUCCAGAGUCCUCAAGUUUGCUUCUCACAGCUAAAGUUUCUUCUUGUCACACACUGUAACAAAUUGAAGCAUUUGUUUUAUAUCCGCACAUCCCAUGUGUUUCCAGAACUGGAAUAUCUGACCCUCAAUCAAGACUCUAGUCUAGUUCAUUUGUUUAAAGUUGGUCUUGGUGCGAGAGAUGGGAGAGUGGAAGUUUCGCUUCCGAAACUGAAACAUGUAAUGCUAAUGCAACUGCCAAACUUUAAUAAUAUAUGUCAAGGGAUUGUUGAGUUUCAGACUCUGACCAAUCUUUUGGUGCACAAUUGUCCAAAAUUCUCAAUAACUUCAACAACUACUGUUGAGGACAUGCUACAAAGCUUUGAUCGGGACAAGGAAUUUGAUUUCUAUCUCCGUCCCCACUUACACGACAUAAGUUGUACAACAAACGGACACGUGUUUCUUACAUCGAAGAACAAAAACAAAGAGAUACAAGAUUUAGAAUCACAGGAGCAGAAACUGUCCCCUAUUCCUUUACCAAACUUGACAGAGGAGUUGGUUAAGGAACAUUCAAUGGCUGAACCGUGUUUGAACCAACAAAAGCCACUUGGAGAAUCUAGGGUUACUGAAGAGGGAACAGAAUCAAUGAAUGCGGAGACAGUAGCUUCGUCAAUUCUUUCUGAAUCCGAUAGUUCACAUUCAUGCUCAUUAGCUACAUCUCAAUGUAGACUGCAUUCACAUUAUGAAAUCAGCUUCAGCCAAACUGAGACUUACACAAAUAAAGAAAACGAAGUCCACCCUAUAUAUAUAGGAGAAGACUUGGGGGCCAAUGAUCUCAAUCCUAUGGAAGAGUAUGAUGAAGGCCAAAUAACCACACUUUGUGUUUCUGAAGUGACUGCAGAUAACUUAGUUGCAAAGGCCCUUUCUGACCUGGAAGAGUCUUUGAGGAUGCCUCUGAAGGACAUAGCUAGCUCAGAGGCUAACAGCCUUUGCCUUCUAACGGCGCUUAACUUCUUGUCCCACCUUUCUUUACAAGAUGCAGCUCUAUCAGAUGGACUUCAAGCUAUAAUAGACACUAUGCACACAGAAUUCCCAAGCAUCCUAUGCUCUUUCAAGCAUGCCUUUAUUACCAUAGACAAAUUUUCUGUGACCGAAGCUCAACACGAUGAGGCAGCCAUUACUCUUUCUUCCAAAAUUUCCAAAGCAAACAGUUCCUUGGAUGAUGCUCAACAGAGGGAAGCGGCUUUAAAGGAACAGAUCAUUCAAUUGGAGAAAGAAAUAAUACAUCUUCAAGAGGAGAAGGAUAAAUGCAUUCAAGAAACUAUAGGCUACAAAACUGAGCUGGAGAAUUUGAGGAAAGACAAAAAUCAAAUUGUGGAAGAUCAAAUGAAAGCUCGGCAACAAAUAUUUGAGGUCGAUUAUAAAUGGUCUGCUCUACGUAGUCAGUUUCAAUACAACCACAUUAUUGCAAGAAAUCCUUCUUGAGGAUUUUUCGUAUUUAUUGCAUUUUAAAUGGCCAAAUUUAUUAAGUUUUGGAGGCUAAAUGAAUUCACUAAAUAAAGAUAUUAAAUAUCCUAAAUGUAAUAGAUACACUUUAUAAGAUAAGAUAGGAAUUUAUGCUAUUGAUUGAAACAAAAUUAAAAUUUAGUAA
Medicago truncatula (barrel medic) is the source of this 6152-nucleotide messenger RNA. RefSeq lists its product as uncharacterized. Lineage: Eukaryota; Viridiplantae; Streptophyta; Magnoliopsida; Fabales; Fabaceae. The record is from RefSeq and is a predicted model, not a curated record. The transcript is spliced from 8 exons. Bases 317 to 5986 code for a protein of 1889 amino acids. Gene Ontology annotation, molecular function: ADP binding.